CGCAUGCGUGCUUUGGCAUCUGACUUAAGGGGAUGGUGGAAGAAAAGGGGGGGUGAGUAUUUUGCUGCGUCACCAGCUGCCUGGAAGCUGCCGUUGCUGGAGAAGGAGCGAGCGAGAGAGAGCGCGCGCGCGCGGCAUUGUGGGUAACAGGCCUCAGCCUUUCAGCCCCGAGGACGAGCCGCUGCCGCUCCUACCGCCACCGCUGCUGCUCCCACCGCCGCCCUGCCACCACCUCGUCCUUGCCGGGAGACCUUCAGUCCCGCUUUCGUUUUUCCGGCCGGAGCCCUUGGAGAGACGGAGAAAGAGGAAGGAGCACGAGUCGGAGCCGCUGUCGCUGCUAACAUCGCUCGCCAUGCAGCCUGCUUCAGCAAAGUGGUAUGACCGAAGGGAUUACGUCUUUAUUGAAUUUUGUGUUGAAGACAGUAAAGAUGUUAAUGUAAAAUUUGAGAAAGCCAAACUUACAUUCACUUGUCUUGGAGGAAAUGAUAACUUCAAGCAUUUAAAUGAAAUUGAUCUUUAUAAUUCUAUUGAUCCAAAUGAAUCCAAGCAUAAAAGAACAGACAGAUCUGUUUUAUGUUGUUUACGAAAAGGAGAAUCCGGCCAGUCAUGGCCACGGUUAACAAAAGAGAGAGCAAAGCUCAAUUGGCUCAGUGUGGACUUUAACAACUGGAAAGACUGGGAAGAUGAUUCUGAUGAAGAUAUGUCCAAUUUUGAUCGCUUUUCUGAAAUGAUGAACAACAUGGGUGGUGAUGAAGAUGUAGAUUUGCCAGAAGUAGAUGGAGCAGAUGAUGAUUCACCAGAUAGUGAUGAUGAAAAAAUGCCAGACCUGGAGUAAAAGAAACUGACAGAUGUUGGGGUUUGGGGAAAGACUUCAUCACAACAUUUCAUAAUUGAGAUAAGAAUUCCUGAGUUGAUAGCUCUAAAGACAGAAAAUGCAUCCUUUAAUUCAUCUUCAACCUGUUUUAAGCAGCUUCAUUGAUUGGUGCAUACCAUUGUUCAGGGCAGUCUUAAGCUAUGUGAGGCAAUAAUGUUAGCAUGAAAGUUUUCCAGACUUCCAAAAAAGGAACAACAAAAACCCAACCACACAAAUAUUUGAGGUGUAGGCAGUCAAAACAGUUGCAAUAAAAGGGUUUAUAAUGCCUCUUUGCCUCAUCGUAAGAUGUUACAAUGGGUAAACUCAAUUUACAUGAAGUGGUAAAUGUAUACUUUCCCCCUCAUAUUGUGGACUGCAGACAACUCAAGUUUCAGAUUUUGUGGCUGGAACAGAACUGGCUGAAGCAAUGUUCUAAUUGGCUUUUGAAAUUUAAGCUGGUAACAUGCUGUACCUCCAGGGGUAUCUUCAGGGUAUGUUCCACUAAUGUUUAAUGCUUUUCACUUUGUUGUAUUUAAUCACUAGUUAGUGUUCAAAAUAUCCUAGGUAAAACUAGCAACCCCUUUAAAACUUAAAAUGGGUGAAGCCUGUACACUUGGUUGUUUGAUCCUCAGAGCUCAUGGAUCUCUUACUAUGGAGAAGGGAGCCUGUACGUUGUUGCUUAUCAAUCUGUACAUUUAGACCAAAUUGUAUUUGCACUGUUGGUAUGAAAGCGAGUGACAAAAUGUUAAUACACUAUUGGAUCUUUUGUUUUUUGACCAGCUUAUGAUAAGCCUGAAAACCUCAAUUUGUGUUCAAAGCAGUGGGGAUUUUUUAAUGUCUACAUUAUUUCUAAUAAACUGUUGAAGACUCCAUGGCUGUCAACUGUCUGGCUGGCUGUAACUUCAUGUAUUCUUACUAUUUGUUGGAAUGAAGUACUUUAUUUCUAGUUGGAAUAAUAGUAUAGGAUUGUUCAACUGUUUGAAGGAGGGGGGAAAAUUAAUAUUCCCAAGCAAUUCCCCUUAAACAAAAUCGGACCUGUAAGUUUUGAAUACUGAUAGCAAUUUAAAGGAAGUGUUGUGAUUUGACUAAAAUAAAAAAUGGUCAUCCCUUAAAAUGUUGAGCUUCUGCAUUUCACACCUGAUUUCUGCAAUACUUAUUUUUUUAAAUGAGUAUAUGUGACUGCAGUUUGACCACAAGAGUUCAUUGAAGAAUAUUUCAAUAUAGACUCUAAUACUGAACAGAGCAUUUCUAAAGAGCAUUUCUAAAGGUGUUUUUCAGUACACUCCUCUCCCCAAAGAUCUUGUCAUAUGCUCUUCCCAGUUUCAUAUUUUGGUUAACGUAUUUGGUGUUUUCAGUUAAAUUGUAAUCCUAUCUGCAUUUUAUGGAGGUCAAACAAAGGUAUUUGGGAAUAAAAUUACUUGGAAAUCAA
This is a messenger RNA of Python bivittatus (Burmese python), 2282 nucleotides long. RefSeq names its product prostaglandin E synthase 3 (gene PTGES3). Gene Ontology annotation, molecular function: Hsp90 protein binding; protein-folding chaperone binding; prostaglandin-E synthase activity. Gene Ontology annotation, cellular component: cytosol; nucleus. Gene Ontology annotation, biological process: chaperone-mediated protein complex assembly; telomerase holoenzyme complex assembly; prostaglandin biosynthetic process. NCBI's taxonomy places the organism in Eukaryota, Metazoa, Chordata, Lepidosauria, Squamata, Pythonidae. The record is from RefSeq and is a predicted model, not a curated record.